AUGGACGCUCGAAACUCGCUGCUGGGAAGCGGAGGCGACCCGGCCUUCGACCAGAAUGGCGCUCAGUAUCACCACCGCUCCUUCAGCCAGAGCGGCGACUACGGCGCGGAAUACGGCCAGGCCUAUCCCCAGGCAUCUCUAACUCAGGCCGCCUACGCUCAGCCUACGUAUGCUGAGAACGCGAGCCUCCACCAAAACCCCGAAACAGCUGGUGCUGCUGGCAGCACUGGCGCAAGCAAAUUCGACUUCACCUUCGUCAAAAGCAGAUGGCCUGCGGCCUUCCUGGCCGUAACUGGUAUCCAGGCUCUCAUCAACCUGGCCUUUGAAGCCUAUGUUUUCGGCAAAUUUCAGCUGAGCCUGGGUGCAUAUGUUCCACUGCCUCAGGUCCAGUCUCAGUACAAGACAAUCCCUACCUUUCUUACUCUAUUCAUUUUCGGUUUCCUUUACGAAUUGAUUCUCGUGCUGGAUGCGCUGCGCAUGAAGAACACUAUUCAGAUUAUCGGCGUCUGCAUUGCCAACCUGGCUCUCUUGAUUUACUCCGCUCUCCAGCUUGAGCAGAUUCAGAUGGCUCUUGGAAUCUUGGAAGUUAACGGUGCGCUGGAGCAAGGUAUCACAUCUGCCAUGCUCUGGGAUGAUAUCAAGGCCUACCUUAUUGCCACUCCUGUCAUCAUUGCCGUUACCACCAUCAUUAUGGUAUACAUAACCUGGAAGCUCUACCAGCAAUUUGCUUGGGACAUUCUCAAGAACAUUGGUGCCGAUUAUCGCAUGAAGAAGCGCUUCCUUCAUUACCAGAUCUACAUUGCCCUGCUCAAGUUCGAUUUCUUCUUCUUCUUGGGUUUCAUCAUUCAGUUUGUUGUCGUCGUCGCUGUCAGGACCGAUCCCGAAUUCGCUCUCACGAUUGCCACCAUUCCGGUCACGAUUGCCAUUCUGAUUUCUGCUGCUUUCUUUACCCAGAGGGAGAACAAGCCUGGCAUGAUCUGCGUUAUUGUCCUUUACUUUGGCGGUCUCUCCUACUUCAUUUUCAAGCUCUUCCGUAUCUACGAGCCCAGCCGCGCUUCAUCUUAUUUCGCCGUUCGGAAAUCUCUUACCGCAUUCGCCGUCAUCACCAUUCUGCUCAUCAUCAUGACCAUCAUCAAUGCCAUCAUCUGCAUGCAUAACUUUGGUUCCGGUCUCAAGGCUCACCUGCUGUCUGCUCGCAAGGUUGACGAGAAGACCGACAUCAACUCAUUCGGCAUGAGCGAUGUGAAGACCCCGAUGCAGAACCGCAUGACUAUCGACUAA
This is a messenger RNA of Trichoderma asperellum CBS 433.97, 1281 nucleotides long. RefSeq lists its product as uncharacterized. The record is from RefSeq and is a predicted model, not a curated record. NCBI's taxonomy places the organism in Eukaryota, Fungi, Ascomycota, Sordariomycetes, Hypocreales, Hypocreaceae. Gene Ontology annotation, cellular component: Golgi apparatus.